Messenger RNA from Misgurnus anguillicaudatus (oriental weatherfish), 2313 nucleotides. Lineage: Eukaryota; Metazoa; Chordata; Actinopteri; Cypriniformes; Cobitidae. The record is from RefSeq and is a predicted model, not a curated record.
ACGCCAAAGGUCCUUGCUUGAUAUUCAAAUAUUACUUCCUUGCAGACUCUGUCAUCUCACACAAACAAGGUGUCAUGGUUUUACAAUAAUCUAGUCCAAUAGAUCUAUACUUUACGACCUAUGCGAGGUGUUAAGACAUUUCCUUUCCCUGCAGACUAAGCGUCUGCUCACGCCAAAGGUCCUUGCUUGAUAUUCAAAUAUUACUUCCUUGCAGACUCUGUCAUCUCCCACAAACAAGGUGUCAUGGUUUUACAAUAAUCUAGUUCAAUAGAUCUAUACUUUACGACCUAUGCGAGGUGUUAAGACAUUUCCUUUCCCUGCAGACUAAGCGUCUGCUCACGCCAAAGGGUCUUCCUCGAUAUUUGAAUUCACCCUUUCUUAAACACACACACCUUUUUCUUGGGGAAAAAAGAUCUUUUGAUUUGUAGUGUUUGAAUGUAAUUCAAUUAAAAAGUAUAUUUAAGUAUAGCAUUGCUUAUUCUUUUGUGCUUUAGAUGUCUACACAUAUAAAAAGUCGUAUACAUAUCGUUAUAAGUAUGCGUGGGUGAAAUGUUAUGUCAUUUGUCUUAUACUGUUUAAAAUGUUAAUAUAUUAAAUGUAUGAUUUAAAAUAAAAUUAUUCUUUUAACAGUGAUAAGUAAUUAUACUUUUAACUACAGGCUUGUCUAGUUCAUUCUUUUUACCCAUCAGUUUUCAUGAAGAUAUAUUCUUUACAUUAUAUAUGUAUAACUAUCUAUAAUUUACUAGAGAAGCUUAUAUUUCUAGUUGAUAAUCUUAUUUGUAAAAGGUUUAAAAAUUAAAUAGCCAAAUAAAAUAUAGGGUGGGGUUUGUGUCAUGUAAAUAUGUGGGGUACGGCCUCCUGAGUCUGGCAAGCCCCGCCUCCGUAGUUCAAAAGGUUGGAUUCUGAUUUGGGCCCUUACAUCAGUAACUGAUUUUCGCGAGGACAUCUCUUUCUCUCAGUUAUAUUAAAGAGGCCUUGUUUUAUUUUUCUCAAACAAUGGAUUCAGGACUUGCUGGUAAGUUAUUUUAUUUGUUUUUAUAUGUUUUAUUUAUCAUGUUUGAUAUACCAAGUUAUCUUCAUUUGUAAAAACAGUCUUAUUUUGUUUUUAUUUUUAACAUUUAACAGGCUUUUAAAUGUGUAUGUAUACGAUACAGGAAUUUUUAAAACGCUACCUCCCUACCAACAUUUUGACCAGAUCGACCAGCUUUUGAAUUCUACUUUGAUAAAUAUUGAAGAGCAAAGCGACACUAGGAACAGCGAUCUGCAAGUUAAUAACCCCGCAAUAAAUGAGGUUUCUCAAGGCUUUAAUGAGGGCUGCGAACUGCAAGAUGCCGCAUUACUAGUCACACAACCAGGAUUUGUACCACAGAAAACCUCUACAAAAUCUUCAAGACUUAGUCUUAGUCGGAAACGUAAGCAGGCCCGUUCUAUUACCAGUGAUAAAAGGACAUGCCCGGACCAUACACUAGUUUCUGAUGUGCAACCUCUGGAUACUACCACAGAUUUCAUUAAAACAAUUGAUUUCUAUACAGAAAACCUGUUAGGAGCUGGAGAUGUCACAAAUUCAUGGUCUGCAGCGUUGGCAAGGUCCUCAGAAGCUAACGGUGAUGCAAUAGUACCGGUAGUUACUACCGUACUGCCAUCGUCUUUGGACUCGCAGACAUCUGUGACUGUUAAUCUGCCAAAUGUGGUUGGUGCCGGUGUUGAGGAUGGAUCUUCUGUGAUUUUUGAAACAUCUCUACCUACAAACCAGGAACAUUUCAUCAAUGAGUUGUUGCAGGAAUUGACAGCUCGAGUGAGAAGACUGACUGAAGGCGUCGCAGCCAUAAUUUCGUGGUCUAAAGAUCAAGAGUUAUUGACCAGACUUAUAUUUGAAGCUCACAAAAAGACUUCUGAAGAACAAAACUUGGUGAACAGAGUGCUGCUUGAUCGCUUGAUGGACGUUGAAAAAGCCCAGAGAAAGGAGUUCGACGUACAGCGAAGCACGGUAAUACUGAUUCAACAAGUUAAAGAUGCUGUUUCACACAAUAAUGGUUUAUAGUUGAAAUAAGUGUUGUUGUUGCUGGGUUUUUAUUCUACUAUUUUGCAAAGUUGUUUUAAAUGUGUUUUUUAAAUAUGUUUUGAUUAUUUUUGGUGUUGCUGGGUUUUUAUUCUACUAUUUUGCGAAGCUGUUUUAAAUGUGUUUUUAAAUUUUUAGCGAAGCUGUUUUAAAUGUGUUUUUAAAUAUGUAUUUGGUUAUUUUUGGUGAUGCUGGUUUAUAGUUGAAAUACUUGUUGUUACAGAGGUUUUCUACUAUUUUGUGAUACCGGUUUA